GGCAAGGGCUUGCCUGUAUAACUAGGGCCACUCGGAAGUUUCCUGUGUGCAAUCGCUUCUCGCAAGCUCGGCAGGGCCCUGCCCAGAGACACAGGCAGCUGAAGCAGGCAGCCAGCCCGGCAGGCAGGCAGGCAGGCAGGCAGGGGAGAGGAGAGGAGAGGAGAGCAGACCGAGUUGGCUGGAGCCGGGGAAGCACACUUCUUGGGCUGCUGACAGGCAGGCAGACGGACAGACGACAGGACGGACGCACGGGCGGUGGCUGUGAUUGGCGGCUCGGCGGCAGGCUGGUGGAAGAUGUCGUCGGGGGCCGGCGGGCGGGGGCGUCGUCACGCGGGCUCGCGCGGCAGCAGUAACAGCAGCAACAGUGGCGGCGGCGGUGGUGGCAGUGUCAGCAGCAGUGUCAUCAGCAACAGCAGCAGUGGAGGAGGAGGAGGGGGAUGGGGAGGCUGCGGCGGCGGUGGUGGCGGCGUUGACAUGGGCGAAGGCCCCGUGGGCAUCCCCUUCCCCGACCACAGUGCCGACGUGCUGGGCAGCCUGAACAAGCAGCGGCUGAGCGGGCAGCUGUGCGACGUGCUGCUGGUGGUGCAGGAGCGGGAGUUCCACGCGCACCGCUCGGUGCUGGCCUCCUGCAGCACGUACUUCCACAAGCUCUUCACCUCGGGCGCGGCCGCCAACCACCAGAGCGUCUACGUGCUGGACUUCGUGCAGGCCGAGGCGCUGUCGGCGCUGCUGGACUUUGCCUACACGGCCACCCUGCUGCUCAGCCACGGCAGCGUGGCCCACAUCCUGAGCGCCGCGCGGCUGCUGGAGAUCGCGCCCGUCCAGGACGUCUGCACCCACCUGCUGGACACCAAAGUGCUCUCCCCGCCGGCGGGCAGUGAGCAAGAUGAGGAGCCCGACAGAGACGACGAUGAGAAGGCCAAAAGUUGCGGCCGAGGAGGAGGAGGAGGAGGAGGAGGUUCGAGAGAACAGGGGAACCAGCUGCGCGCCCUAGAGUACCUGGAGUUCUUCCAGCGGGGAGCGCACUGGGGCAGCAGCAGCUGCAGCACGCCAGAGCUCAGGGACCCGAUCAUCACACACCACCACCAGCACUUUAGCCAGCAGCGCAACGGGCCGGAGGGACGCAACGGCACGUCCAGGGGCGCCGCCCCGCACGACUACGACUCCCCGCUGGCGCUCGCCCUGGCGCAGCCGGCCAUGCACGAGCCCGACGACGACGACAUGGAGGACGAGAUGGAGGAUGACAUGGAGGAGGUGUCCUGGGCCCAGGGCAACGGCGGUGGGGCCGGAGAGGCCGGGCUGCCUGCCUACUACACCCCGGGGACCCAGAACGGACAUUUCUACCUCCAGACGGAGCGGGUGAAACUGGAGCAGGAAAGGGCGGAAGAGCAGGCUGGGGAGCGGGGACGGGGCCGGGACCAGGAGCUGAGAGAUCGGGAACAAGAUCGGAACAAGAGCCGCGAUCAGAGUCAGGAGCGCGAACGCGGCGAGCCGGAGAGGGGCUCGGCCAGCGCGCUGCUGCAGCGCAUGAUGGACUCCAUCGAGCGGCAGAAAGAGCGGGAGGCGGCUGGGGAGGACCCUCCUGACGGGGAGGACCCGGACGUGGAGUUUUACUUGAAGUACUUUAACAGCGCGCAGCAGCACGAGGAGAGCCCGGCCGCUAACGUCUCGCAUGGCCUGCACUGGUCGAUGCGCGGAGGUGGAGGUGGAGGUGGAGGUGGAGAUGGAGGAGGAGGUGGUGGGGCCAGCCAGGGGGGCGCCGCUGCAGGGCAGACGGGGGAGAGGAAGAUGCGCUCCAAGGCCUUCCAGAAGUGCCCCAUCUGCUCCAAGGUCAUCCAGGGCGCGGGCAAGCUGCCGCGGCACAUCCGCACGCACACGGGAGAAAAACCAUACGAGUGUGCCAUCUGCAAAGUGCGCUUCACCAGGCAGGACAAGCUCAAGGUCCACAUGCGCAAGCACACAGGAGAGAAGCCGUACCUGUGCACCCAGUGCGGCGCGGCCUUCGCCCACAACUACGACCUGAAGAACCACAUGCGCGUGCACACCGGCCUGCGGCCCUACCAGUGCUCCAGUUGCUUCAAGACCUUUGUGCGCUCCGACCACCUCCACCGCCAUCUCAAGAAGGACGGCUGCAACGGCAUACCCUCGCGGCGCGGGCGCAAGCCCCGGGUGCGGGACCCCGAGCUCCUGGAGGCCUCCGUGGGGCUCCCGGGACCGGGCCCCGGGCCGCGGGGCGGGAGGGGGAGACGGCGUCUAGAUGCAGUGGCGGCGGCAGCAGCAGCAGCGGUGGCCCUCUCGGCUACUUCAGCCGCCGGCAACACCGCCACCACCGCCAUGGAAGGAAUCCCAGGAAGCCAUGCACAGCACAGCCCCACUCGAGCCGGCAAGGCCGAGGAGGAGGUGCAGUGAGCAGGAGAGGAUGUAGCAGCAGGGACUUGGAGACGCGGCGACAGGGGAGGAAAAGGAGGAUCAAAGAAGAGGAGGAGGAGGAGGAGGAGUGUCGCCAGGACAAGGCGAGAUGGAAUUAAAAGAAAAAAGAAACUAAAUAAGAGAUGAAACUUAAAAAAACAAAGGCAAACAAACAAAAAAGACAACUAAAUGCUCCUCUCUAAACCAAAAUCAGGGUGUCACAAAAAUCUAUUUGUUUUUUUGUUUGUUUUUUUCUCUCGUUUUACCUUAACCCCUGUGCUUUAGAUUUUACAGAGUAGACUCACAACUUAGUGAUCUGUUUAAAACAUAAAAGAAAAAAAACUAAACAAACAAACUCAAACAAAAGAGCAAAGAGCACUUCACGUCACUUCCACCCCGUCCUCCAUCUUUCUGAGUCCGAUCUCCGUAUCUUCGUUUUCUAAUACUGGAGCGAUGGCUUUACCAUAUGCAUUGUGAAUAACAGAGAAACUAUGCAGUAGAGAUGAACGUUUUCCGGGUUCUGUCUGUCCAUCUGUCUGGCGACAGAGCCUUGUCUUAACGCGGGUGACGUGUCCCUCACCUGUCGACGGUUGCACGGGUUUAACUUGAGUUGGUCCAGGGAGAUGGGGGAGAAAUAAAAAAACAAACCAAUCAGUCCUUUUCUACUAUAAAUGCAGUUAGAAACAUGUACAUAUUCCAUAAACAAACCAAUAUUGUCUCUCUUUGAUUAAUACGGCAAUAUAUGCAAUUCUAAUGCAGCGACUUCUAUAUAAUUCUUAUUUUUUUGUUUUGUUUUCGUUUUUUUGUCUUUUUCCGAAGAGGUUCAGAAAGAACUGAUUGGGCAGGGGUUUGAGUGAAGUGUUGCUUUCUCUAUAAACUAGGUUUUAAAAAUCCUUUUUUUGUUUUGUUUUCGUCUGUCUGAAAGGUAGACUCGGAGUCGUAUCCGCCAUUGUGGGGGCUCUGUGCAGUGCAGGGUCAGGGUUGGGGAGAAGGGUGCAGGGGGAGCAGUGAGGUGUCCGUGAGGUUCUGAAGCACUACCAUCACCAUCAUCAGUGGUUGCCAAGUGUGGCAAAAAAACAACACAUUGAAUCUUAACCUCUUGCAGCCCUCCUGCUUCUUCUGCUUUUUCUCUCUUUUAAUUUGAUUUGUCUUAAUCUUUUUUUUUUCCAGUCGGUUGUUGUAUGUUCUCUUUUUUGAGUUGACUGUUUUUGGGUACUUGACACUUUACAUUUGUAUACAUGUGUAUAUAUAUAUACAUAUAUAUAUAUAUAUUAGAUGGUGAUAAUAUUUGGUCCCUUUUUAUGCUGAGAUAUAUUGCAAAUCGAAUGGGGAUCAUUUCCUUUAGCUUAACCUCUGAUUCCUCACAGAGUGAAGCGCGCAUAUGGGAGAGAGAGUACACUGCUUGAAUGUUUGACAAUAUUCUAUUUCGAAAAUACCCAUUGUGUGUCCUAAAAAACGUUAGCACUUGAUUGAACCAUUGAGGUCCCGCCCAAAGGCUGAAGGAAGUGAUAUACUUCCCUUUGAGAAGUUCUCAGAGGUUUUGUCUGUAUGAGCGAAUGAGAGUUUUGCUGUUUGUCAAACAGCUGGUUAAAGACAGGGAAAACUUUCUUUUUUUUCAACUCAGUGCGAGUGAGGAGAUGGCUAGAUUGAGCACCUUUGUUUUUUCUUUUAAAAGUAAAUGCAUUUGCACAGCUUAACUAAAGAUAUCCCACCUGAAAGAGAUGUACUUACGUGUAACAAGGCAGUCAAGGAGGUUUAAAGUGCUUAUUCCGAUAUUUAGCCCCAGGAACCAUGAACCAUGAGACAACCUGUGUGAUGAAAAGAGCAAUAAAUACCUGUCCAAGUUAGAAGGCCAAAAAGAGAGAGAGACCGAAUGAGAGAGAGAGAGAGAGAGAGAGAGAGAG
Engraulis encrasicolus (European anchovy) is the source of this 4313-nucleotide messenger RNA. It is a transcript of the gene zbtb7a, whose product is annotated as zinc finger and BTB domain containing 7a. The record is from RefSeq and is a predicted model, not a curated record. NCBI's taxonomy places the organism in Eukaryota, Metazoa, Chordata, Actinopteri, Clupeiformes, Engraulidae. The coding region runs from base 295 to 2409 and encodes 704 amino acids. Gene Ontology annotation, biological process: regulation of transcription by RNA polymerase II. Gene Ontology annotation, molecular function: protein binding; RNA polymerase II cis-regulatory region sequence-specific DNA binding; DNA-binding transcription factor activity, RNA polymerase II-specific. The transcript has 4 exons.